Molecule: messenger RNA, 1740 nt
Organism: Fusarium redolens
Lineage: Eukaryota; Fungi; Ascomycota; Sordariomycetes; Hypocreales; Nectriaceae
Exons: 1
Coding region: 1-1740 (579 amino acids)
Molecular function (GO): protein binding
Source: RefSeq, a predicted model, not a curated record
AUGUCUUUGGACUCUGAAGAGAAGGCCGGAUCAUUAAGUGCCUUUUUUGAUGAAUAUGAGCACGGGCAAACCCAACAACAGAGUGCGGAGACGGGGCAACAUGUUGAUCAACAAGCCGUGCCACAAGGCCGAAACCCAGCCCUGGCUAAAGUCUUGCCAGACUUGAACGCCGUAUCAGUGUCAUUAAUGGUUGACGCCCUUAGACGGUUACGAAUGCCACGGCAAAAAGGCAAUUCUGACCUCCCUAGCAACAGGUAUUUGAGGAUUCUGAAUAUCGUUAGAUAUCUUCUCAGAAACCGGAAAUACCCCCCCGAUGCUUUGAUUUAUGAGAGCUUGAUGGCUGCUAUGGCUGACCCACAAGGGUCCAGCACCGGAGUUAGCAAAUUAUUGCAGGACAUGAGCAUUCAAAAUGUUCCGCUUACUGCAGAUGUUUGCUACCUCGCUCUUGAAGCUCUCAGCGUACACCCAGAUUAUAUCCUGCGGCAAGAGGUUGUGCAGAUGAUGGAGCAGCACUGGUUCGAGUUCACGAUGCCUGCCAAGCAAAGCAUUGCCGUGGCGAUGCUCCGGGAAGGCCAGUUUGAGUUGGCCUUGAAUAAAUUCAACAAGCUUUUAGAAGACCCCGGGCACGUGGAUCUUUGGGUCUACGAUAUUUUUAUUCUGGAGUUUGGUAGAGAGGGCUUCUUUGAUGAAAUGCUUCACAUACUCAAGAAGAGAAAAUUUGCUCAUGGUUCGGACAAAGCUUUCAGAAGUAUCCAGCUGAUGGCCCUGGACAUGUUCAGCCAGGGCUUCCACCAUGAAGGAACAACUUUUGUAUGGCGAGAUGUUGUCAACAUACCAAUUCACAACCCUUCUAACGGUAUUAUUGAGAACGUUCUGGCCACUGGAGCAAGGCACGGCGACACUGAACUCGCCAGUCAAGCUCUUGAGAAGCUGGCGAGUCGUGGCAAGCCUCGCCAGCAGCAUAAUGAUGCCAUCGUGGAGGCGUUUGCUAAUUCGGGAAAUGUGACGGGUGCGCUUACGAUUUUGAAUCUGCAACAUAACAAUGGGUGCCUACUUCUUCGAGGAACCACACGGCCUGUUCUACAAGCUUUACUCAAGAACCGGGACCUCAUCAGCGAAGCUGAGGCUGCUAUUCAAAGCAUGCACAAAGAGGGCCCCGUCCCGCGGGAAGUCCUUAUGGUUACGAUCGAGGCUCUGGCUGAAGCCCGAACUUCAGAAGCUGCUAUGCCCCUGUUCAAGGACACCCACCUCCUCACCGGGAAAAGCCCCCGAUUGACAGACAUUGGACUUCUGCUUCGUCAUGCCGUCAAAACAGAGACGCAGUACGAGCUUGCAGUGGCCUACAAUUCCGGACUUGCCAAGAUUGACACCACGCCGGUGUCAAUAAGGAAGAAGCAGUCUGAAAAUAAUCAAGGCAAUGACGAUGCCACGGUUCCCAAGACGUGGAUGGAUCAAGUCGAUGCGGGACCUGCCUUUGAUGUGAUAAUCCCAGCGUGCGCACAGAUGGGCGAUUUUGAGCUGGCAUUCAAGUUUAUUGACUAUGCCAAGAAUGCAGCGCCUGAUUACCCGGCCUGGAGGUCUGCAGAUUGGGUUAAGCCAUUCAUCAAUUUGGCCCUUGACGCACAGCAUCCUGGAGUGUGGGAGAUUGUCGACCUAUUAGACCGAGGCGAGGACGCGCCGGCUAUGAUGGUACGAAAGGAACUUCAACGACGGCGCAUUCAGAAGAGAGCGAGCAGUUGA